CGGCCACAAGCGCUUGUGCCAGAGCUUCUCGAAAGACCAGCGAACGCACCCUUGCAAUAUCAAGACGAAACGACGACAAAUGGCUGCCCUCUCAAUGAAGGACCUCGCAGCCGCAGCCGAAGCGACGAUUUUAAGGCCCGAAGGCCUCACAUUACAACAAGGAGAAGAAGGCGGAAAGACGCGCUGGUCGUUUCAGGACGAAAAACCGCCGCAGGAAGAAAAAAUAAUAAAUGACGACGUCACCAUGAAAACGUGCACCGGCAGCAUUGGCGUCGGCCUCUUCGCGAGAAGGUUGCUCGAAGGAGGCUCGGUAAUCCUGAAGAGUCAUCCAAUCGCCCACGCGGCGCGGGGCUUCGACGGCGCGCGAUGCGACGUGUGUCUGGCGCCCGUCGCCAAGAGCGUGAAAUGUCAAGGCUGCGCGGCCGUGGUCUACUGCGGCAAAGCGUGUGCGACAUCCAACGCUUCAAAAGAUCAUCUGCAAAAUGGCGAGUGCAAGGCCGCAGCAGCAUUGCCAAAAAUACUGCCGACGUGUCUGCUCGCGGCGCGCGUCUUACGUAAAAUGCGCGCCGACCCCGCCAUCAAUAAAUAUGUAAGCGCGUUGAAGCGGAAAUCGAAUCUUGACGGGGACGACGAGUUACAGGCGGCCGCGCAAGUCGUCAAACAGUUGUCGGGCGAGACUAAUGAAAACGCGUGCGCCUCUGUAUUAGCUGUGUUACAACGCAACGCGCACUCGGUCUGCGACGAUGAGCUGAGAGAGGUCGGCGUCGCGCUCUAUCCGAGGGCGGUGACCGCGGCGAACCACUCUUGUCGGCCGAACAUCUGGCCGCGGUUCCGGUUCACUGUCUCAAAAGCGCCUGUCUUAGAGUACGCCGUCUUGUCAAGUGUCGAGGCGAACAAGGAGCUGACGCACGAGUACGCCGAUUUACUUGAUGAGCAUCGGAGAGAAUCGCUGCGAAAGAAUUACGGGUUUGUCUGCGCCUGCGACGAGUGCGCCUUCGCUUCUAAAGCUAGGGAGGCGGCUCGUACUCAAUUACGAGCGAAGCGCGACGCCAUGGAGGCGGCCCUUAAAAAGGAGGAAUGGGAAAGCGCGGCAACACUCGCCGAAGACGUCGCGCGCCUCGAGGGCUUCUGGGCGCCGGGCCACCCCUACACGGCGUUGCAUCGCCUGCGCUGCGCUAAAUUGCAAAACCUCGUGGGGAAUGAAACGGCGGCGCAGGUGCACAUCAUGCUCGCGCUCGUGCGAUUGGUGAUUUCGCACGGCAAGGAGUCCUCUCUGGCGAAGGAGGCGGCGGACAUGCAGGCUAGAGUGAUCCAUAAACGGGAGGGGCGGACGCUCGUCGAGGACGCGUCGAGCGACGACGACUACGACUGGCGAAAGGGCAUGCGUCCGUGGUAA
This is a messenger RNA of Pelagomonas calceolata, 1396 nucleotides long. The record is from the annotation of a GenBank genome assembly. NCBI's taxonomy places the organism in Eukaryota, Pelagophyceae, Pelagomonadales, Pelagomonadaceae.